AUGACGAAUGAUAGAAUGUCGAAUAAUAACAAUAAUAACGAGGACAGAUUCCCUCCAGUACAGGGCGGUGGCAGUUUGAUUCUAGCCUGGCAGGUUAAGAACAAACAUGUUCUAGUGAUUGGAGGCGGCGAGGUGGCGGCUGGCCGCAUCCUUAACGUUCUCAAUGCCGAUGCCAAUGUUACCGUCGUCACUUAUAUCGAUCGCGUAUUCCAGCCUUCAGAUCUAGAGACGUUACCUCCAAAUAACAAUCCUCCCGACAUGGUACUUGUUGCUAUUGACGAUCCUGCUGCUUCAACUCAAAUCUGGAAGUUAUGCAAGGAACAUCGCAUUCCGGCUAACAUUGCUGAUGUCCCGCCCGAAUGUGACUUUUAUUUUGGAAGCGUACAUCGGGAUGGACCUUUGCAGAUUAUGGUCAGCACCAACGGAAAGGGACCAAGACUCGCUGCUAGUAUUAGGAAGUGGAUCGGGAGUCAGUUACCAUCAAACAUUGGUGAUGCUAUUGAGAGGAUUGGCGCACUACGCGCUAAGCUACGCCAGAUAGCCCCAAGCCCCGAUGAAGGUCCCAAAAGGAUGGGUUGGAUGACGAGGGUUAGCGAUGCCUAUAGUUGGAAUGAAAUGUGUGGACUCACCGAUGAAGACAUUGAUAAUCUUCUAAAAUUCUAUCCUCCUAACAACGUCCCCCAGUUAGAUAUGCUCCAGGCUAUGCGAGGUGGAAGGGAACCAGAAGAUAUCGAUGUUUUCGAUGGUUCUUUCGGCUUUAGUGUUGUUGCGUGA
Daldinia childiae is the source of this 774-nucleotide messenger RNA. RefSeq names its product Siroheme biosynthesis protein met8. The record is from RefSeq and is a predicted model, not a curated record. NCBI's taxonomy places the organism in Eukaryota, Fungi, Ascomycota, Sordariomycetes, Xylariales, Hypoxylaceae. Gene Ontology annotation, molecular function: protoporphyrin ferrochelatase activity; precorrin-2 dehydrogenase activity. The coding region runs from base 1 to 774 and encodes 257 amino acids. The transcript is spliced from 3 exons. Gene Ontology annotation, biological process: siroheme biosynthetic process.